This is a messenger RNA of Osmia lignaria (orchard mason bee), 1314 nucleotides long. RefSeq names its product interleukin 1 receptor associated kinase 4 tube (gene tub). Gene Ontology annotation, molecular function: protein binding. Lineage: Eukaryota; Metazoa; Arthropoda; Insecta; Hymenoptera; Megachilidae. The record is from RefSeq and is a predicted model, not a curated record. Gene Ontology annotation, biological process: signal transduction.
GAAAGGUGACGUAGUAUAGCAUGCCGUUAGUUGAUAGGGUUGAUAGCAUGCGAUAAUUGAGGUGGCGCUUAAAUCAGUUUCUGUUCGGCCUAAUUUUCGAUGAAACGUUGACUGUUUUACCGACGCGGAAUUCGACGCUCGCAUCACCUUAAUUAUUAUUGGAAACGGAAUAUUAAUUACACAGUAUAUAAAAUAGUGAAAGAAUGUCACUGGAUACAAUCUGUUCGGACACCGAAUUGCGGAAAUUAAGGCUUCGAGAAUUGUAUACGCUUGGACAGAUAUUAAAUCUAUCAGAUUCAUGGAAAAAAUUAAUGGCAAUUGUACCAAAAGAUGGAACAUCUAAUCUUCCAAAAUUUACUUCUGAACAUUUUAGUUUAAUUGAGCAAGCCUCACAACAACAGAAAAGAAAUGCAGCUGAAAUAUUUUUAUCAGAAUGGGGAACAAUGGGUAAGAAGAGACCAACAUUGGGUACUUUGUUAAAUCUUUUGGUAAAAGCAGAAUUGUUUAGAGCUGCCGAUUAUGUAGCUGAGGAUAUACUAAAAGAGGAACCUCCAAAACGCCCAAAAUCUGGACCUGCAGCCCCUGUGAAUAUUUCAGAUGAAGAUAUAAAAAGACAAUUAGAAGAAGAAGAAGAAGAAUUACAUGAAAUUUGUACAUUCCAAUUACCUUCUAAAAAUAAUGACAAUAAAGACAUCAAUCCUCGUGCAAUGGAUAAACAGAUGAAUAAUAGUUCUUUAGAAAGAAAUAUGCAAUCUACAAAAUUAAUUUCUAUAAAAGAGAAACAUAAUAAAGAAAAUGGAGAAAUUGGUCUUCAACAAAAGCCGAUAGAAGUAUCAUCGAGUAAAGAAGUUUCUGACUUAAUAAAAUUUGAAACAGAACAGAGUCUAGACGCAGUACCAUCAGUACUACCUUUAAAUAUACCUAAUGCAAACAAUUUACAACCUGGUUUUGGGAACCAAGAAAUGCCAUCGCGCGAAUUACCUAUAUCUUUACGUGAAUUUGAACAGACAGAACAAGCAAGAUUCAAUCGGGAAAUGCUCUCUAAUGAACUUCCAAUUUUUGUAAAUAAUCGUACGAAUUUAUCAAAUACUAGUUUAACAAUAAGUAAAGAUCAAACAAGUGAAACAUUAUACGAAAUGACUUCUACUGAAUUACCUCAAUGUAUCGUCGAGCUUCAAAAAAAUUCUGCAACUAACAAGGAUGACACUUCUGGCAUAAAGAACAAUGAAAACAUACAACAGAAUAUGUUAAGUUCCCACGAAUUACCAGUUGUGGUUUUGGAAUAUAAUAAAUAAGCCAGUUAAUUGUAUUCAA